Corythoichthys intestinalis (scribbled pipefish) is the source of this 4190-nucleotide messenger RNA. Its product is annotated as Na(+)/citrate cotransporter-like. Gene Ontology annotation, molecular function: sodium:dicarboxylate symporter activity; citrate transmembrane transporter activity; succinate transmembrane transporter activity. The transcript has 13 exons. NCBI's taxonomy places the organism in Eukaryota, Metazoa, Chordata, Actinopteri, Syngnathiformes, Syngnathidae. The coding region runs from base 30 to 2015 and encodes 661 amino acids. The record is from RefSeq and is a predicted model, not a curated record. Gene Ontology annotation, cellular component: membrane. Gene Ontology annotation, biological process: citrate transport; transmembrane transport.
GAUAGGUCAGCCGAUUUUACACGUCAUCGAUGGAUGAAGACCGGCGGCACGGCACGCGGUUGUUCAACUUUAUUCUCACUUGCGAGCGUGCCUUCGUCAGCGGGUUCAUAUUUGAAGUGAAAAAGAAGAUCGAGACCGUAGGUCGAGGCCGCUCCAUCCAUCCAUCCAUCCAUCCAUCCAUCCAUCCAUCCAUCCAUUGGUUCGAAGUGAUGGCGGUCCUUCCGCUCCGCGUGCGAACAUUUCGCGCGUUGUGGCGACUGAAGAGCGUCUUCAUCCUGUCGUCGGGCCCCUUGCUCCUGCUGCCGCUCGCUCUCAGCACCAAGGAAGCCGCGUGCGCGUACGUCAUCCUGCUGAUGGCGCUGUUCUGGUGCACGGAGGUUUUGCCGCUGGCCGUGACGGCGCUCCUGCCGACCGUCUUGUUCCCCGUGCUCGGCAUCAUGCGGUCCAAAGAUGUGUGCAUGCAGUACCUGCGCGACAGCAACAUGUUAUUCGUGGGCGGCCUGAUGGUGGCGGUGGCCGUGGAGCACUGGCGUCUCCACAAACGCAUCGCGCUCAAAGUUCUUCUGACGGUCGGCGUCAGGCCCGCUUCGUUAAUGCUGGGCUUCAUGGCCGUGACGGCCUUCCUGUCCAUGUGGAUCAGCAACACGGCCACGGCCGCCAUGAUGGUGCCCAUAGCGCACGCCGUGCUGGAGCAGCUGCAUCCCCGCGAACGCCCGGACGCUUCCGUAAGGGAGCCCGACGCCCCGGCGACGACCGGGGAAAGAACGGAAGAAGGCGAAGCUCCGGCGACCGACCCCGAAGACGCGACGGCCUCGUCGUCGAAGCCGCCCCCGCAAGACGAGCCGCCGUCCGCGGCGAAAGCCCAUUGCGCGCUGGAGGUGGAGGAGAACAAUGAUGAGGACGACGCGGACGGGGAAAGAAGGCGCUUGAGCAAAGGUCUGCUGCUCAGCGUGUGCUACGCCGCCAGCAUCGGCGGCAUCGCCACGCUCACGGGAACCGGACCCAACCUGGUCCUGCUGGGCCAGAUGAACCAGCUAUUCCCGCAGAGCGGCGGCGUGGUCAACUCGGCGUCGUGGUUCGCCUUCGCCUUCCCCACCAUGAUGUCGAUGCUCACGAUGGCCUGGCUUCUGCUGCGGCGAGUCUUCGUCGGAACGAGCCCGGAGCGCGGGUCGGGGCGAGAGGCCGAGGAGCGAGCGGCCCGCGCCGUCAUCGCCGAGGAACACCGGCGGCUGGGCGGCAUGACGUACGGCGAGACCAGCGUGACGGCGCUCUUCCUCCUCAUGGUGGCGCUGUGGUUCACGCGGGAGCCGCGCUUCGUCCACGGCUGGGCCUCGCGCACCUUCAACGCCCGAGCAGAGUACGUGACCGACGCCACGGUCUCCCUGAUGGUGGCGCUCUUGUUGUUCGUCCUGCCGUCCCGGCCUCCCAAAUACCUCUGCUACUGGAAGGAGCAUUCUAAUCCGGAGGGGGAAGCGUCCGGAGGCCCCGCCCCUCCGCUGUUGACGUGGAAGGUAGCGCAGGCCAAGAUUCCCUGGAACAUCGUGCUGUUGCUGGGCGGCGGCUUCGCACUGGCCAAAGGCAGCGAGGAGUCGGGCCUUUCGCGCUGGUUGGGCUCCCAGAUGACACCGCUGGACUCCAUACCUCCUUGGGCCAUCACCGUCGUCCUGUGCCUCCUCACCGCCAUCUUCACGGAGUGCGCGAGCAACGUUGCCACAGCGACGCUCCUACUGCCCGUCCUGGCCUCCAUGUCCCAGUCGAUAAGCGUGAAUCCCUUGUACGUGAUGAUCCCGUGCACUCUGAGCGCCUCCUUCGCCUUCAUGCUGCCGGUGGCCACGCCCCCCAACGCCAUCGUCUUCUCCUCGGGCUUCCUCAAAGUGGCCGACAUGGUCAAAACCGGCGCGGCGAUGAACGUCAUCGGCAUCGCGUGCAUCAGCGUGGCCAUCAACACGUGGGGACGCUUCUUGUUCUCGCUGGACUCCUUUCCCGAGUGGGCCAACGCCACCGCGCCCAUUUAGCCCCGCCCCCUUCACCGCCGACAAACUUCUUUCGUCCGUCUUUGAUAUGCUUAUGUUUUGAUACAAAUGACAGUUUCGUCAAUAAUCUAUUGUUUGAAUUUACUGAGAGAAGAAUUUUAUGAAUGAUUGAACACAUCAAUGUUAUUUUGAAUGUUGACAUGGUUGUUGUCGAUGACCAUUUUGGUUGUUUUUCACUUCAAACGUGACUUGUUGUCUCAAACUUUGUACAUACGUAUACUGUAACAUUCUAACACUUUUGUGAGCUUGGGAAAAAAAAUUCACACAAAAUGCUCUCCAUCGACGAUCCUUUUCAAUGGUGUCUAUUUGAAAGUGGUGGACAGCCUGAUCAUAUUUACUGUAUCUUCCAAAUUGAACUCUUUUUCCCUAGGUAUUUUCCAUAUUGUUGUCAUAAUGCAUUAUGAUCAUCCCGGUGUCGCGUAUAGAGAUUCAGCUAGAUUCACAGCUAAAGAAGAGAACAUUUUUGGAGAGCGAUUGACUGAGCGAACGAGCGAGCUUUUUUGUUUUCUUUUUUAAUUUCAACAAUACAAAGAUACAAACAGAUCAUACAAGACAGACAGCACACUUUUUUUUUAAGUAUGAAAAAAUCAACAAAAAUAAAGGAGGCACAUUGUACGCACCGUCCUACACAUGUCAGAAAUACUAUAAAGGCACUUCAAAUUUCACGUUAAAAGAAAAAACAAACUUCAGGUCAAUUGAAGAAAGCUCGCUGAAAUACUUUUUUUUAAAAUCGCUAUUCGAAUGCUUCAGAGCAUUUACUGUAUAUAAGAAUUUCUGUGCGCAUUUGGAAACCCUCAUUUUGUGUCUCCAAAGAGCAAGAUAAGAUCAACGACAGACAAACUUUAACAUCAAAGUUUGUGACGAUGACUUUUGGAAUGAUAACAAUAGGCCAAGGGCGUAGGUCUGGUCUUAACAAUAUAACAGCAUAACCUGCAUGUACACUUUUUGCUGGGGACGGGACAUUAAGAAGACCAAACAGAUUCAGGGCUACAUUUCUCACAAAUAUGAAGCUAAUAAUUGAUAGGCUAAUGACCAUAGAAAUGAAAUAAAAAUUGGGGACAAAGGGAUAAACCUUGGUUUACUACAUUUCAUACAGAUUAGUUAACGUUAAUAGUAGAAAACACAAAACCACUUCUCUCUAAGCAGCUUCCUACUUGAGUUUUGCAGGUUAGCAAAUUCACAUACUUUAAUGUUAUGUUAUGCUAUGACUGUUACAUGUUAUGAAUCUAAUGCAGGUCGGACUUUCAGUUGGAAAACCAGUGAUGUGUACCCCAAUUCUACAACAUCGACGUAGCUGCUGCCGCUGGCCGAAAACAACUUCGAAUAUCCCUCCUCUCUGAAGGGGGCGGGCUGUGAGUGCAUGUGCGUGUGUGUGGUCGGGGCGGGGUCAAGUCAUCAGCCAAUCAAACGUGUGUUUGAGGGACAACAGUGGCGCCACCCCUAUAAAUUGGUUGGCCACCCCGCUUGCCAGUAUAUUGUUAGAUUGUUGUAGCAUCAAUUAUGGAUUUCAUCCCAAAUGAAUGCAUUUAUUUUGUUUUGUUAAAUGUAGGGCUGUCAAAUUUAUCGCGUUAACGGGCGGUAAUUAUUUUUUUUAAAUGAAUCACGUGAAAACAUUUAUCGCAAUUAACUCAUUCGCGGGACGACUCAUUCACGCAUUGCUGCAAACAGCCUACAAUGGCGCCGUAUUACAUACAUACAGAGAUGAGAGGCAGUGUCACGUGAGUGGAGUAGAUACAAGCAUUCAUUGGGGCAGUGCUUUUAAUUGGCAAAAACUUUGUCAUCUCUCCCACAGCAACUAUAAAUAUUGUAGGAAGCGACGUGGGGAAGAAUGACAGGGAGUUGAUCUUUUUCUUAACACCCUGUAGUGUACCCAACACAGAGAAAAUAUAGCAUUGUUAGUCACCACACACAGUCAUGGUUGCACCACCUCCCAUCAUGCAUUUGGGCAGAACAGUUAAGUCGCUACAGUAUCAGUUACUGAAAGCUCAACAAAUACACUAGCUGGCAAUAUUUAGUCACAAUAUACAAACCCACAUUUAUCCUUUAAGAAUUACAAGUCUUUCUAUCCAUGGAUCCCUUUCACAGAAAGAAUGUUAAUAAUGUGAAUGCCAUCUUGUUGAUUUAUUGUUAUAAUAAAUACGGUACUUAUGUACAGUA